AAGGAAGAAACAGCCCAGCCCCACAUCGCGGUUUGAGUGACACAGAUACCGGUGUACAUUUACAGGUUUACAGCGGAAACGGAGUGAGAGAUUGGAACCGAGAGGGAUAGACAGGGAGAGGGAGAGAUAUAAUGGAAAGAGUGGAGAAAUAAAUAUUGGAUUAAUUCAAAUAAAAAUACACCAACGGAGGACUAUUUUUUCGCCUCACAUGAAUGGGAACAGCGGGAUACGAUAUGGAGUCUCGUGAGCUAUUUUCUCAGUGUGUUUGAUUGACACACUCUUCCCACCGCUGACCGUCUGACGGUGGAAGGGGCCAUGCAUAACGCGAGCCACCGCCUGGCAGAGAACCAGAGCGAGCCUCAUCUGCCCGACACACACACGGAUUUACCCGCCACUCGCGCGCUCGUCGGCUGCGUCCUCUCACUGAUCAUCCUCUGGACGUUACUGGGUAACUUCACGGUGUGCGCGGCGGUUCUGCGUUACCGGCACCUGCGCGCCAAAGUCACCAACAUCUUCAUCGUGUCCCUGGCGCUGUCGGACCUCCUCGUGGCGCUGCUCGUGAUGCCGUGGAAGGCGGCGGCAGAGGUGGCGGGGUUCUGGCCCUUCGGUGCGUUCUGUGACACCUGGGUGGCGAGCGACAUCAUGUGUUCCACGGCGUCCAUCUUGAAUCUGUGCAUGAUCAGUGUGGACCGCUACUGGGCGAUAUCCAGCCCGUUCCGUUACGAGAGGAGAAUGAACCGCCGCGUGGCCUUUGUCAUGGUCGGCGUGACCUGGACGGUCUCCGUGGUGAUAUCAUUUGUGCCCGUUCAACUCCACUGGCACCGGGCUGCGAUUACCGGAAACACCGGGAGCGGUGACGAAUUUAACCGGGACGUUACCUGGUUUAACGUCAGUGGAGUGUAUCAACUCCGCAGGGCCUCGGAGGAGGUGAACGGCUGGAACUGUGACUCAAGUCUGAGUCGGACCUACGCCAUCUCCUCCUCGCUGAUCAGUUUCUACAUCCCCGUGGCGAUCAUGGUGGUCACCUACACACGGAUCUACCGGAUCGCCCAGGUCCAGAUACGCAGGAUAUCCUCCCUGGAGCGAGCAGCAGAACACGCACAGAACUGCCGCUCGGACCCGCACGUGGAUGUGGAUGCAGAUGGGCACGUGCACGCUUUCCACCAUCGUCAUCCUCCUCUUCGUUCUAAACACCGUUGUUCCAUCUUUCACCAAACUACCAAAUCCCCAAAACAUCAUCAUCAUCACCCUGAUCUUCCUCCCCAACACCGGGCCCUGAGGUACUCCAUUAGGAAGGAAACCAAGGUUCUGAAGACUCUGUCUGUCAUCAUGGGGGUCUUCGUCUUCUGCUGGUCCCCCUUCUUCAUCCUCAACUGUGCCAUGCCCUUCUGCCCAGGUCCAGGUACAGCUUCUAGAACUGUGUCAGACCCCUCCUCCCAAUCCUCCCACCUGUACUGUGUCAGUGAAACCACCUUCGACGUCUUCGUGUGGUUCGGUUGGAGCAACUCUUCCUUAAACCCCGUUAUCUACGCCUUCAACACUGAGUUCCGCGAGGCGUUCCUCCGCUUGCUGGGUUGCCGUGGGGACAACGGGUGCUUUGGAGGCUGGACGACGAGCGCCACGCGCGUGGAGAGUGUUGUCUUGGCGAGCAACGACGCCACCGGGAAGGAGAAGAAGAACUCGCUCUUCACAACGGAGAUGGGCGUGGCUUACGAUACCGGCUGUGGGGCCGGUAGAGGUAGUGUCACAUCUGGUGUAAUCCGCGACCCGGUUAGAGGGAGGGUGCUACCGACACCGUUAACGGACCGUGGAGGAGCUGUAGAGGAGCCGCUGUGUGACUGUGAGGUGGACCCGGUUAGAGGGAGUGGGGACAGCGGGGCAGGUCUCUCUAGGACGCCACCGGCAACGUUAACGAACCGUAGAGGGACGAUAACACAACCAGAGGCGGAGUGCGACUGUCCCACGGAGGAUUGUAAAAGAGACAUAGCGGACGAGGGACAACGGACUCAAAUGAUUCCCUCACAAACUUUCUGAUGAACUUUCAAACUGUGCCAAACUGACCGUACCGUUGAUGUCUGUAGUCGUUUCAUUUCAAAUGAAUCCACAACCUGUAUUGUCUCAGCUGUUAAUGGAUCACAUGUAUCCAGGAAAUAGCUGUGACAGGUUUAUCCAAAACAUUCAUUGGCCAAUUUGAUGAAAAAGCAUUGAGGGUUGAUUGAAACAGGGCCAUUUUCCACCGAUGCUCUAGGCUAAGGUUUCUCCAGCUCUCGUUCCUAAACCCACAAAAGCUCUGUAAUAUAUUGUUGAUCUGACCUGUUUUUAUGGAAGUGGUCCUCAAGGAGAAAAGGAUAGUAAUAGUAAUGGUAAUGAUAGUAAUGAUAGUAAUGGUAGUAAUGGUAAACAACCACAUUGAAAAACACUGUUCUAGGCUGCCGUUGCAUUAGGUCAAUAUCAUUAGGUCAAUAUGAACUCCUGAUUAGUGUAGGUCAAUAUCAUUAGGUCAAUAUCAUUAGGUCAAUAUCAUUUGGUCAAUAUCAACUCCUGAUUGGUGUAGGUCAAUAUCAUUUGGUCAAUAUGAACUCCUGAUUGGUGUAGGUCAAUAUCAUUAGGUCAAUAUGAACUCCUGAUUGGUGUAGGUCAAUAUCAUUAGGUCAAUAUCAUUUGGUCAAUAUCAACUCCUGAUUGGUGUAGGUCAAUAUCAUUAGGUCAAUAUCAUUUGGUCAAUAUCAACUCCUGAUUGGUGUAGGUCAAUAUCAUU
This is a messenger RNA of Oncorhynchus tshawytscha (Chinook salmon), 2758 nucleotides long. Its product is annotated as D(1) dopamine receptor-like. Gene Ontology annotation, biological process: adenylate cyclase-activating adrenergic receptor signaling pathway. Gene Ontology annotation, molecular function: G protein-coupled receptor activity. The transcript has 3 exons. The record is from RefSeq and is a predicted model, not a curated record. The coding region runs from base 316 to 2034 and encodes 572 amino acids. Gene Ontology annotation, cellular component: membrane. Lineage: Eukaryota; Metazoa; Chordata; Actinopteri; Salmoniformes; Salmonidae.